AUGAUAGCACGAGUCAUAGAGCAGCAAAAUGCUCUGUCCAAGAUUCUCUCCACAGACCGUAAAGUGAGACACCUACUGCACUCAUGGCAGGACCUGGAGGUUUUGGAAUCUGUUAACAAGGCCCUCAGUCCACUACAAGAUUUCACAGAUGCCCUAUCAGGUGAAAGUUAUGUAAGCAUUUCCUGUGUCAAGCCUGCUCUCAAUCUCCUGAACACUUCUGUGUUGGCUGAAGAAGAAGAGGACACUGACCUAACCAAGUCACUAAAAUCAAGAAUUCUACAGUACCUUAAUAAGAAAUAUGAAGUCACCCAAGACCUGUUAAACAUGGCAUCUUUUAUGGACCCACGGUUCAGAACACAGUACCUGUCAGCCGAUGAGACCCAGAGCAUCAAAGAUCGAGUCAUCGCUGAGUUGCAGGAACUUCAGCAGCAUCAGCCUGAACCCCAAAGCACUGCAGCGAUGGAGGGGGAUAGUCAUGUGGGAAACCCACCUGCUGCGAAAACCAAGAAGAAAAGUCUUGCAAGUUUUUUCAAGGAAUCUACACGUGCAGCAGCACCACUGUCAGGCAACACUGCAUUUGAUCCCAUACAACAGUCUAGAGAAGCAGUGGCUGCAGAACUCAAUAUUUACAUUUAUAUGCCACUUAUAGAUCAUGGAGAAGAUCCUUUGAAAUGGUGGAAGUUUCACAAGAUCAACUUCCCUAGGCUAUGCAAAUUAGCACAAAAAUAUCUGUGUAUCCAAGCAACAAGCUCUGCGUCAGAGAGGGCUUUUAGCAGCAGUGGUAAUAUUGUAUCUAACCAUCGGUCCUGUCUGAAACCAGACAAGGUGGAUAUGCUGGUGUUUUUGUCAAAGAACCUCUCAGCAAGUGUUUAA
This is a messenger RNA of Bufo gargarizans (Asiatic toad), 873 nucleotides long. Its product is annotated as E3 SUMO-protein ligase ZBED1-like. Gene Ontology annotation, molecular function: protein dimerization activity. The transcript is spliced from 2 exons. The coding region runs from base 1 to 873 and encodes 290 amino acids. NCBI's taxonomy places the organism in Eukaryota, Metazoa, Chordata, Amphibia, Anura, Bufonidae. The record is from RefSeq and is a predicted model, not a curated record.